Molecule: messenger RNA, 2103 nt
Organism: Metarhizium brunneum ARSEF 3297
Lineage: Eukaryota; Fungi; Ascomycota; Sordariomycetes; Hypocreales; Clavicipitaceae
Source: RefSeq, a predicted model, not a curated record
AUGAAAGACACAAAGAACAAACUCCCGAAAACCACAUCAGCACUCCCGCCCAGAUAUCCUACACUGCAGGCCGUGGUUUCAUCACGAGAUGAGACGGCUGCGUCAGAUCCAUCACCAGAAGGAGGAGAUGUGCUACUUUGCACCUCUGAUGCUCCGCAGAUGACUCUUCAAGAACGAGCAAACGCCUACUUUAUGUCUAACUACGUUCUUGACUCGUCUAACCUGAGCAAUAUCUGCUAUACAGGUUUUUCUGUUCUACUGGAAAUCAAUAAGGAAUCGAGACACUAUAGGCUAGCGUUUGAAGCUUGCACCAUGGCGGUAUUCAUACAAGAAACUGCAGACCGGCGUGAUCACAGAACUUUCACCACUGAGGAGUACGAUAAAGCAGUAGUAGCAACGAAUGCUGCACUUCAAGAUCCAGCCAUCAUGCACAAGGACGCAACAUUGGCAUCUGUUUUACUCCUGGCUUUAUUUGAAUGCAUCAAUCCUACGACUAGGGAUCAGCGCGCCUGGCGCAAUCACAUAAUUGGUGCUAGCAAGUUAGCUGAAGAUAGGGGCUGCCAGCUGCGUGAAACAAAAACUGGACGUGCAUUGUUAAUGGCGGUUCGCACACAAAUGAUCAUGUAUCAUCUCAUAAACCUAGAAGAAUGGGACGGCCAUGAGCUCUGGCUGGUCCAAGACGAUAUUGUGGAUGAAUAUAGUCCGACUCAAAAGCUCUGUAUCGAGGUCAGUUCGCUUGGCCGUAGGGCAAAAUCUCUUAUUGGUCCCCAGAAUGAGAAUGAUGUUGCUAGGGAAAUUCUUGAACAGUGCCUGGACCAUGAUCAAGUGUGUAAAAAUUGGUGGGAGAAGAUGCUCGAUAAUACCCAACGCAACAUGAAGCGCAAAAGACCCUGUUCGGAAUGGGGAGCUACUUCUGAUAACACAGGACUUUGGUUGUCUAUGCCUUGGAACAUGCUGACAUGUGCACGAAUCCUCUUGAACUCAAUUAUCAUUAGAUGCGCAGCAUGCAUCCAUGGGCACGCCAGUUAUACAACGACUAAAGAAUUUCUUGACGCGUUUGCUAUUUUGAAGGAAAUUCUUUUCGACGAUUUCACCACCAACAAACGCCAACUGAGCCGGGCCUCAGAGGCGUCGUCUUCAUCCGCAAACUUGAUGGAAGAGAAGUCAUUACCAGGAUUCCGACGACAUUCUAUGGCCUGGCCAAUUGCCUUUAUCUGGUCUCUAGAUUGCCUCACCGAUGAUCAGAAAACCGCUUUCGCUGAGCAAAUAGAACACAUUGGGCUACAGCAUGAACUUCAUAGCAUCCUGUUAUUCCAGAAUGAGAAGACGGGAUUGCCACCGUAUAUGUCUGAAGACUUGCCCUACGCUACCUCACGGGCGCCUGGCUCCUGCUGCGCCACGGUGAUAACGAUUGCAUCCUCACCCGCCAGCGUGAACAGCUGUGAUGACUUCGACAAUGUUGAAUGGAACAACCGCAGCAACCCUGACAAACCUCCUUCGACACACAAUCAUGAUAAUGUCAGUAUUGAAUCGAAUGUUUCGACUUCCGCUUCAUUGCAACAGGCGACUGGACAGAAGAAGCCUGAGACAACGCCUCUACCCACGCCGUUGGCUACCAGCCGUCUUGAUGCACUCCUUUCUCACUACGAAAACCCUGUCAAUGAGCAGGUGAAAUCGUGCCAGCGCCAUGGUUCACCAGAUAAGUUUGUUGAGUCUCCUUCAGGUCAACCCGAACCGAACCAUGAGGCUAGCUACUCGAAUAUGAAACCCGCCGGUAAACCCCAGCGCAGAAUUUCGAAAUAUGGGGUCCAGGGGCGGGGGUACAAUACUCGAAGCGCGGCCUCGCAAUCUCGUGGAAAGAAACACGCUUUGGCCCCGACGCUCAAACCGUUCGAGUACAAGGGUUUAGGGGAUGCGCGUCAAACAUCAAACGGAUCCAUUGAAGUUGAAGUACUUUGGGCGCCCAGCUUUUUGGCAUGCGACCAAUUACGUGGGAAGGAGGCCAUAGAGGAGGCAAAGGAUCUAGUGAUCAAAAAGUUUGGUCAUACUGUAUGGGAACGGGAGAGGUCUACCACUGGCGUGAAGGGCCUGCGGUCAGCUUAA